UGGCUAUGCUUUGGUCUCCGCUUUUUCUUUUUAGUGUUAUUUUGCUGGGGAGGUCUCAGGGAGCCCGGCCUUGUCUUUAUAAGGUGAUCCGGGAGGAACUUUCAUUAAAUGAUUGUAACUUAACUGAAUUUGAUCCCGAAAAAGUCAGUUCUCCCGAAUCCGUAAAGACAAUUGGCCUUUCAGGAAACAGCAUCAAAGAAGUUUCUAAAGAAAUGUUUAUGAACUUUGUCUCACUAACUCUUUUAGACCUUAGAAAGAACAGAAUCACUAAGAUCGAAGAUGGCGCUUUAGAAAAUCUUGGCAAUUUAAAAUUUUUAUUUCUUCAAAAAAACAACCUUGAGAGUGUCAAUAAAAAGAUGUUUAAAAGAUUGAGCGGGUUAGAGCAAUUAACGCUUCAAGGAAAUUCCCUUAAAUUCGUGGGUAAUGAAACGUUUUCAGGAAUGCCCAAUCUAUAUUUUCUGUUGUUGUGGAACAACAAGAUCAAAUAUAUUAAUGAUAAAACUCUAUUAGGCCUGUUAAAACUAGAAAUUUUAGAUUUGUCGAAAAAUUUAAUCGAGUCCAUUCCAUCUUACGCUUUUUCAAAACUAAGCUCAUUAACAAAUUUAAAUUUAAGAGAUAACCCCAUUCGCUUUAUUGGACAUAUUGCAUUUUAUGAUUCUGAAUUUGUGCAUAUAUCUCAGGAAAAAUUUCUCUGUUGCGCAAGAAUUUCUUACAAGAAUGAUGAUCACAUCUCCCAGAGAUGCACUAAUGAAUCUAGGUUCUAUUUACCUUUUAACAAAGAGAGCUGUCCCCAUUCGGAUGUGGGCCCUCCGAGUGAAAAUGGAGAUCCAGAAACGCCACAGGGUCUUCAUCCAUAUGUAAACUCAAUUCCUCUAGCUUCAUCUAAGGGCCUUUCUUCAACCCUUACUUCACAUGGGCAUAUGAGGACCUCGGCGCAUUCUAAUGCUCAGUCAAAGACAGAAGUACUGGUCAAAGACCCUACUGUGAAUGAAGACUCAACUAUCGAAGCACCGGCUAAGGAGUAUUCUUCCGGCCCUACUUCACGUGACCGGGUGAACACCUCAUCACACUCAAACCCUCCGCCAGAAACGGAAGUAGCUGAGGAAACACCCGUUUAUAAAGAGCCCCAGAAACCGCAAUUCUCCGUGUUCACCUCACAGAGAAAAAAGAUAAGCGGAGGAGAUAAGGCUAUAUCAAAUUCCUUUAUCUUAUUAAGUGCUUGUAUUAUUGCCCUCUUAACCGGUUAAUAAAGUGUUUACUUUUUA
Zophobas morio is the source of this 1265-nucleotide messenger RNA. Its product is annotated as relaxin receptor 2-like. The transcript is spliced from 10 exons. Lineage: Eukaryota; Metazoa; Arthropoda; Insecta; Coleoptera; Tenebrionidae. The record is from RefSeq and is a predicted model, not a curated record. Gene Ontology annotation, cellular component: extracellular matrix. Gene Ontology annotation, molecular function: protein binding. Bases 6 to 1247 code for a protein of 413 amino acids.